CGCUUUCAGGGAACGUCAGUGUUCUGUGUGUUCUUCUCUCUCUCUCUCUCUCUCUCUCUCUCUCUCUCUCUCUCUCUCUCUGUGAAUGACGGUUAAAAUGAGAGGAGGAUGUGUGAGGUUCGAGCGAACGCUAACUCGGAGCAGCUGAUGGACGCCGCGGGUCCUGUGGCUCACACCAUGGAGAAGGAGGAUGGAGAUGGAGAUGAUCUCUCUCUGGAGGAGAUUUUAACGCUGUACGACCAGCCGAUUAACGAGGAGCAGGCGUGGGCUGUGUGUUAUCAGUGCUGCAGAGAUUUAUCGCGUUCGGAUCAGCACAGGGUUGUCAGAGGACCAGGAGAUGUCAGGAUCCAUAAAGACGGAGCUGUUAGGAUAGAAAAAGGGAAAGAGCACUCGGCAUCCGCUGUGGAUAUGAAUGUAAUUGAGUCUCUGGGCAUUAUGAUCUACAAAGCAUUGGACUAUGGUUUAAAGGAGAACGAGGAGAGAGAACUCAGCCCACCGCUUGAGCAGCUAAUCGACCUCAUGACCAACAUGACCGAGCUGAACCCUGACCCUUGCCCUGAUGAAGGCUACGAAGCUACAGAGGAUGAGGAGGAAGAAGAGCUCCACCAGAGCAGCGGGGUUCGCUGUUACCGAGAUGUUCUUAAGCUGUGCACGAUGCACCUCCCGAGCCCGGCCGACGCCCCCGAUCACUACCGGGCCGUGUGUCGCGCGCUUUAUGCUGAAACCAUGGAACUACGGACAUUUCUGAAAAAAAUCAGGAGCGCAAAAGAGAACCUGCAGAAGAUGGAAGGCGGCACGACCGUCGAUUCAGCCAGAGACCUGAACGAGCUGCAGAACGCAGACUGGGCACAGUUCUGGGUGCAGGUGAUGAGGGACUUGAGGACCGGUGUGAAGCUGAAGAAGGUGCAGGAACGGCAGUAUAACCCUCUGCCCAUUGAGUUUCAGCUCACACCCUACGAAAUGCUCAUGGACGACAUCCGCGCCAAACGCUACACACUGCGCAAAGUCAUGGUGGAGGGAGGCAUUCCUCCUCGGUUAAAGAAGAGCGCACACGAGGUCAUCCUGGAGUUCAUCCGAUCCAGACCUCCACUCAAUCCUGUGGCAGCACGUAAGCUAAAGCCUCAGGUGGAACGUCCUCCGAGCCUCCAUGAAAGGAUCCUGGAGGAGAUCAAAUCCGAGAGGAAACUCCGCCCAGUGUCACCUGACCAGAUUCGCAGGAGCAGAAUGGUAAUUCGGCCGCUUAGCACGUCUCAGAGUUUUGACUCCUCAGGUAAAGCCACGCAUUCUGCCUCAAUUGUGUCACUUUGUACAGAUGUCUCUGCCCUCGAUGCAGCGAGAAAGGCAUCCAGUUCGCUCUCGUUAGCUAACGGCUCGUCGCUCCGAACAAACGGCGCCAGCGGCUUCCAGAGGAAAAGACUCCAUGCUCCCACUCUCGCCGAACUGGGCAGCUCGGACUCUGACGAUGAAUCAAUGGGUCAAAAGUCAGCCAGCAGCUCCAGUAUCUCCACACCGAUAGUCGAGGACACGUCACCGGAGUCUGCGGUGGGAAAGAAGACCCCGCCCAUGUUCCUGCCCAUCUCCUCCACACCGCAGCCAGAGAGGAAGCAGCCAACACAGAGGAGGCACUCCAUAGAGAAGGAGACCCCCACCAACGUCCGGCAGUUCGUCCCUCCGUGCAGACAGAGCUCCAGAUCCUUAGAGGAGUUCUGCUUCCCAGUGGAGUGUUUGUCCCUCACGGUGGAGGAGGUGAUGCACAUCCGACAGGUCCUGGUCAAAGCCGAGCUGGAGAAGUUUCAACAGUACAAAGACAUCUACAACGCUCUAAAGAAAGGAAAGCUCUGCUUCUGCUGUCGAACUAAACGGUUCUCCUUCUUUACCUGGUCUUACACCUGCCAGUUCUGCAAAAGACCUGUGUGUUCACAAUGCUGUAAGAAGAUUCGUUUGCCUUCUAAGCCGUACAGCAGCCUACCCAUCUACUCUCUUGGCCCGUCUACUUCCACACUGUCCCGAGACAAAACAGAGAAGACGAGCACAAGCCAACGCCGGCCUACACUUCAGCGUACCAUGAGCAGACUGUCCAAGUCAUCACGUCAGUCGUCAGCUUCAUCUUCACGUGAGGACAUCGAGCUACCCAAAGACUUGACUGAAGACUGGAGCACCAUGGAGGUGUGUGUGGACUGCAAGAAGUUCAUCUCUGACAUCAUCUCAUCCAGCAAGCACAGCCUUUCCCUGGCUACCAAACGCGGCCGAAUGAAGCGCAAGACGCACUCGUUCAUCGAGUCCUCGUCCGCAGGAUCCGAGUACCGACCGUCCGAGAGAACCAUUCAUGAGGUCUAAAACAUGCUUUUAAAGAAAAAUAAAUUGACCUAGACGACGUAAUUCCUAAAGUGGAGUCUUCAAGUCUCUGUGUUUGUCCUGGAUAUUACUACAACGUGAGCUGUUGGCUGUGUAUUGGGUGACUAAAAUAAUUGAAGGACGACUUCUUAAAGAGAUUUGUUCAGACGUACGUACAAGCCGGCGUGUGUUCAUAAUCAGUUAGAAGAUAUGCAUGAUGUUUUUUUUUUGUUGUUACUAUGGACACUUCAAAAUGUCUCCAGAGUUCCCGAGAUAAAGUCUGUUCCAUUCAGAAAACAAAAUAAGGGCAGCUGUCUUUCAGAAAUCCUUUAUUUUGUACAUAUCUUAAGGAGAGAAGGAAGGCAAAACUGUCACUGUGACUCAGGAAUACAUUAACUUUAAAUAUACACGAUUGUGUACGACAGGAACGAGUAGUUGAAUAAUUGAAUAGUUUUUAAUAUAAUCACCAAAUAAUCCCCAAUUUACUUUAAAAUUCGAUCCCUGGUGCUUGUCCACUACUGAACAAACAGAAAGUAAGCUUAUUGCUUAUUGUGAUCACAACCAAAUCCAAGGGUGCCAAUACUGGUAUUUAUUCAUACAUCGUAAAACAUUAUGUGCAAAUAAAUUUAUUUCAUUUAUUAAAUUUAGUCAGCUGCCAUUUUUAUGGUUUGCUGUUUAGCACUGCUGCUAAACAACUAAGUAAUACAGAGGCUAGUUAAUGACCGAGGUGAAGAAUUUAAAUAGCUAGCUAGCAAGUAACCUGGAACUCUUUUGUUGUAAAGGAUGUAAACAAAGUGAGAACACACAAACCAGACAAAGCUGUAGAGAAUGUCAUAAUUUACCUCAGACAUCUUGGUCAAUUACUCAAAAAAUGCUCCAUGUGGCUAAAAUCACGAUCGAAAUACAGUUAGCUUCGAAUGCUAACUCGGCUUCUGUGAACACGUGCGCCUUUUAAAAAAAAUAGUGACACUGAGGGGAAAAAGUUAACGGUGAAUAUCCGAAGAAGUCGAUACAGGGUUGUUUUGUGUUGAAGUUUCUCAAGGAAAACACAGUAACUUAUUCAGUUAAUAAAGAGUAGACUUGUGAAGACAUUUUCUGACAGGAUCCUUCCUCCGUUGUAUAAAACCGAUUAUGGACACACGUCUCGUCGUAUCCUGGGAGUCGUGCGACGUACGACGGUCUCGGAUUCGUCGUGUAAAUACGUGUAUUUGCUGCAGGUGUAUAGAUCGUUGAUCAAGCUGUAUUUAUUUUUCUAUGAAUCAACUGACAUGCUGUUGUUUAGCCAAUGAUGUGGGAUGUUGUAAUGAUGCCUUGUUGCCAGUCCUAGAUUAUUCAAAUCCUCUCGAAUAACCUAAUCCCAAACGACGUAGUGAUGAGAUUUUUUACCAGAGUCAGUGCUGUUUGAUGUGAAGUGUCACUGGUAGCCAUGUUGGUUCUCCACAUUAUCUGGUAGUAAAUAUAAAACCCUUCAUUUAUUUAAAGUCGUUGGUCUUUAGCAUUUGUUCGUCCUUUGUUUUUUCACAUAAACAUCGUCAAUAGUAUUUAAUUGAAAUAACUGAUGACGUUUGUCUUUUAUAUAAGGACCUAAAUGUACAGGUUGUCUUUUUUUUUGUUGUUUUUUUUUAUGUAGUCUUAAUAUGACACACUGUUUUUUUGCCUUAAAGCUACUGACUUUUACAAGUCUCUAAAUUUUAUUUAAUUUAAUCUUGUUUAUUCUCCAGAAUACACAACUUGACAUCGAGAUAUUAAUCAUCUGCACAAAUGACCAAACGUCUCAUACCGAAGACUAGGUUUUGAGUGACAGUGUUUCUUUAAGUCAGGGGUUCUCUAAAAAAAGCACAACACAAUUUUAUCAAUAUAUCUUCAUAGAUGAUUCGGCAAAUCAACGUUAGCCGAAAUUAUAAUAAAAACGGAAUGUGAUUUCUCAAAUUAAACAUAAUAACAGUAAAUAACACCCUUUUGUACCUCAACUGAUACCUUCUUUAUUGAACCUGAAGCAUUUGACAGUUUUACUGUGAUUACAGGUUUUCGUGUUAUUCUUUUAAAAGAUUUAUGACCGAAGAUUGUAAUAAAUUUACGUUAAAAAUGCGGUUAUUUUCUGCAUUAUUUCACAAUACGUCCUAGCAAUAAUUUAGGUCUUUAGAUGUAUAACAAAUUAUUUUUACUGUAAUAUUUAGUUGUUCGUUUACAUUUACUGCCAGAGUAGAUAUAUAUAUUUAUUUUUUUGCCAGAGAACAUCAGUGAUGCCUGGUAGCUUAUUUGAGAGAGAUUUUUUUUUUUUCCUUCAUUUAAUCUUUUAAUCUCGUUUAAUCUAAGCCGCUUUUUCGCCUUAUAAUUAUAGCGUUCCUCUGUUCCGUAAAGCUACUGAUGGUUCACGGAUUCCCUACUGCAACUGGAGCGAAGCACAACACGACUAAUUCACACCAGAGUCCUUAGACUUGAUAUGCUGUUUAAAAAAAAAAGAAAAGGACGGACUGAGAGGCACAAUACAGACCUGUGAGCAAGACCUUCAUCAUUUCAUUUCAACAGGCAUUUCUACCAAACAGGAUCUGAGACAGAACCACAUGAAGUUCAGUGUCCGCACCGUGUUAUGCUUUUCGGUGCAUGCGAUGAUGAUGGACUUUCCUCAUGACUGAAGUUUUUAAGAAAGACUUGCGGCUAAAUCUGUACCUUCGUACAAACGACUGGCAAUUGCAUGUACGUCUGUGCUUGUGCGUUGGAUCUGUGACUAAUUAUUUUUGUUUCCCAAAAUCUGGACGAUCCUAAUAAACAAAUGCAAAAACCUUCAA
This is a messenger RNA of Tachysurus vachellii, 5123 nucleotides long. RefSeq names its product spire-type actin nucleation factor 1b (gene spire1b). Gene Ontology annotation, biological process: actin filament network formation; actin nucleation; cleavage furrow formation. The record is from RefSeq and is a predicted model, not a curated record. Gene Ontology annotation, cellular component: cytoplasmic vesicle membrane; cell cortex. Gene Ontology annotation, molecular function: actin binding. NCBI's taxonomy places the organism in Eukaryota, Metazoa, Chordata, Actinopteri, Siluriformes, Bagridae. The transcript is spliced from 17 exons. Bases 109 to 2337 code for a protein of 742 amino acids.